Messenger RNA from Gopherus evgoodei (Goodes thornscrub tortoise), 603 nucleotides. RefSeq names its product transmembrane 4 L six family member 1 (gene TM4SF1). The transcript is spliced from 5 exons. Gene Ontology annotation, cellular component: membrane. The record is from RefSeq and is a predicted model, not a curated record. The coding region runs from base 1 to 603 and encodes 200 amino acids. NCBI's taxonomy places the organism in Eukaryota, Metazoa, Chordata, Testudines, Testudinidae.
AUGUGUUUUGGAAAGUGUGCUAGGUGCAUUGGGUACAAGUUGCUCAUUCUUGCCUUCUUCUGCAUUAUAGCUAACAUCUUGCUAUACUUUCCCAAUGGUGAAACAAGAUUCGCUUCAGAACAUCGACUUAGCAAGUAUGUGGCGUGCCUUCAUGGAAUUAUAGGAGGGGGGAUUUUGAUAUUCCUCCCAGCUGCAGUGUUCAUUGGACUAGAACACGAUAAUUGCUGUGGAUGCUGCGGGCAUGAGAACUGUGGGAAAAGCUGUGCAAUGCUGUCCUCUGUUCUGGCUGCCAUCAUCGGAAUCCUGGGGUCUGGCUACUGUUUCAUCAUUUCAGCUUUAGGUUUAUCCCAUGGCCCUUACUGCCUCUCCGCUGUAGAACAGAACUGGGUCUAUCCUUUCACUAACUCCAGUGGAGGGUAUCUGCUUGAGCAUGACAGGUGGUCUGAGUGUCGGGAGCCAAGGAAUAUCGUGGAAUGGAACUUGACCCUCUUUUCCAUUCUUCUGGUCUUGGGGGGGAUUGAAUUUAUUCUGUGUUCCAUCCAAGUAGUCAACGGUUUUCUCGGAGGAAUAUGUGGGGUUUGCUGUAAUCGAGAAGAGAACUAA